Myxocyprinus asiaticus (Chinese sucker) is the source of this 4192-nucleotide messenger RNA. Its product is annotated as free fatty acid receptor 3-like. Gene Ontology annotation, molecular function: G protein-coupled receptor activity. Lineage: Eukaryota; Metazoa; Chordata; Actinopteri; Cypriniformes; Catostomidae. Bases 77 to 1069 code for a protein of 330 amino acids. The transcript has 3 exons. Gene Ontology annotation, cellular component: plasma membrane. Gene Ontology annotation, biological process: cellular response to fatty acid; G protein-coupled receptor signaling pathway. The record is from RefSeq and is a predicted model, not a curated record.
AAAUAGUGGGGUGGUAAUGUCACUUGUAGGUCUCUGGUACUGGACUGAAUUAUAAAGGGUUGUAUACUUGGUAUAAAUGGUGACAAUGGUGUGGACAGUGACCCGCAGUUACCUGGUGUUAUCUGUGUAUGGAUUCACUUGGAUCACAGGCCUUCCUACCAACAUCCUGGCUUUCUACACCUUUUGCCAGAAGAUUCGCCAGAGGUGCACCCCCAUAAAUGUCCUGCUACUCAGCUUAAAUAUUUCUGACCUGAUCUUCCUCUUUGUCCUCCCAUUCCAUAUGGUAGAGGCGGCCAAUAUGAAAUGGACACUACCAUACUUCCUCUGCCCACUAUCUGGUUUCAUCUUCUACACCACGAUCCACAACAGCACCCUCCACCUGAUGGCCAUCAGCGUGGACCGUUACCUGGGCGCAGCCUUUCCCAUAAGAUACAAGCUAAAUCGUAAUCCCCGAAUGGCAGUUAUAGCCAGUGUUGGAUUCUGGGUGGUAUCCAUGGCGCACUGCAGUAUCAUCUAUUUCAUGCAAUAUCACCAACAUUUAAACCCCAACAUCACAGAUCCGUCCAAGCGGAACACUUGUUAUGUGGAAUUCAGCUCCGAACAGCUCAAAAUCCUCCUGCCGUUCCGUCUGGAGCUCUUCAUUGUGCUCUUCUGCAUGCCUUUCCUCAUCUGCUGCUUCUGCUACAUUAAGUGCAUCCACAUUCUCUUCAAUCUACCCAGUGUCAGCUCUAAGAAACGGAUCAGGGCCAUUGGGGUGGCAUUGGCCACUCUUCUGGUCUUCAUUAUCUGUUUCAUGCCCUUCAGCAUAUCACAUGUGGUGGGAUAUGUAGGCAACUACAGCCCUGAGUGGCGAAUGCAUGCUCUACUUAUCAGCACACUUAACGCCUCUCUCGACCCAUUCAUAUUCUACUUCUCUUCCUCAGCACUCAGAGAGAUUUUAAGGAAUGUCUUGCAGAAGCUGGUCAGGCGGCUACACCUACACUGCUCUAGCUUGGCUCUCUACUGCCCCAUAUUGAACCGUGGGAAAACAGAGGAGAGAACACAGAGCUCUAACAACAGCUUCUGCUAACAUAUCAAGCCAAUGUUGCAUUAAUUGACCUGCUGAGUGCCAUUUUCGCAUUUCUUUCUGUUUUUUUUUCUCAGUCAAGCAUUGUUAAUGCCAGUCAAGCUAGUCCAAAUACAGUUAAUGUCAUUCUGAUAUGCCACUGACCAAUGCUAAAUGGUUAGUGAUUGGACAGCUGAGGAGCAGCUAAAAAUGGUUCCAAAGGAAAAUCAAGCAGACACAAAUUGAUUGCAAUAUGUUUUCACCUAAAGGCUGGAUUACACAUCCUGACUUUAAGACCAAUUUUUGCCUAGAUUUUUACUCUGGCCAAGUCAGUGUUCAUCAGUGGAAGUCAUCUCUAGACUGCAGAUUUUGGGCCAGCUGGAGUUGACAGAUUUCACAGAAAAUCUCGUAUUAUGUGAUGGGUAGACUCUGAUUUCUUACCCUCAGACAAUAGCUGCUUUUCCACCAUUGGGCCGAACGGCUCUUGUUACGUAACCAUGCAGUUAUGUACCAAUCUUGGCUUGUUGACGAGGUUAAAGUUUCUUUUAUCACUAUGUUACAGUGAAAUCAGGAUUAGAAAGGACUGACUCCGCAAGUGACCAAUUGUGAGUCGCUAUGUCACUUAAGGCGUUCCAUAAGCAAAGUUUUCUGGUAAGAAAUCUGGGUUUGUAAUUGUACUGCACUGUACUUAAAUGGAAAUGGGACUGUUAUUCAGCGUGCUCAGAACCGCUCGGACUGAUGGUGGAAAAGCACUAUAUGAUUCCAUUUAGUAGAGGAAAUCUCGUAGUGUACUGUAUAAAGCUCCAUGACUCAAAGCUGAAAUCAUAUAGUGAGCAGCCAAUGGAAAUCGAGCGCAUUUGGCCAUGAAGCUCAAGAAAUAGAAUUAGUGAACAAGCACUAACUAGCCAAUUUCUAACACCAUCUAGAGGCCAUAGUGGCUACCUUUUUCCACCCAAGACAUGACUGUCAGUUAGUGUAUUAUCCUCGCUGUUUUGGUAUGUGAUGCCCAGUGUCCAUUUGUAGCCAUUUACAAAGUCUGAAAGUGUGUGAUAACUAGUAUUUUUUUUAGAAUCGGCUCAGACUGUAAAAGUUGUGUAGUGCAAUCCAGCCUUAAUUCUUUGCAAAGAUGUCAGAAAACCUCCACUUUCACUCACAAUUUAUUAAUCUGUCAAGUGCAACUAAAUUAGAUACUGGAAAACAGACCAUUGUUUAAGACCACAAACCACGAUCAAGAUCCAGAUCGAGAGACCAAAUGAUAAGACCCAGAUCAAGGCCAUGCUUAUGUGACCUCGAAAGGUCUCAAGACAAAGACAACACAAUCAAGCAAGCACAUAUUUUGCGCAAAGCAAUUCCACCUAACACUUUGCAAAGGUGUCAGAAAACCUUCACCUGCAGCAGCACACAUUUUUCUCACAGUUAAUUGAAGAGUGCAAUAAGACCAGUUUAGAGGUAGACCAGUUUAAGUUCUUUAACUGUAUCUCUCAUUUAUGCUACAACAUUUUCUAACAGCAUUACUACAAAUACAGUUAAUAAAACAAAGAUAUUUUGGCACAACCUUGUGUAACAUUUCUUUGUUACUUUUACUUCUUAUUCAAUAAAGGAAACUCAUUCUAAUCUCUGAAUGUGCAUCCGUUCUUUGUUUCACCAUACUAAGCCAGUUACAUAUUGCACAUGAGUUUCUAGAUCAAACAAGAUCAAACAUCUCCUCAGAAGACCAAACAAAAUGUCAAUCUGUUACUGUGUGCAAAGUUAUGGCAUCAGGAUCCUCAACAAGUUUGAUUUUUAAUCAUUUCAUUCUGUUUAUUUUAUCUGCUCCCUAUCAUGUCUGAUAAUUAAUCUGAUAUAUCAGCUGCUUAUUUAGGUUAUUUAUUUAUCAAUAUGUUGUUUAAUAUUGCUUUGGUUAUGUCACUGUUCACAGCAAUGUGUCUAUGUCUAGUGCAGAUGGGGGCACGUUUGAGGUACAUGUAAGUGCGGUUAAACCAGGGGGCCCAAGAGAAUCAGAUUUUCUCCAUGCCAGAGAAGCAGGCCCAGAUAUGAGAGUAGAGAGCCAUCUCGAGAUGAACCAAACCUCUGCUCACACAAAGCCUGAGUAGAACAUGAUAAGCAUGAAAAGCAACUAUGCAUAUGUGAUGAGGAGGAGGGCGGGGCUGAGACGUGACAAAGCACGCCCGGCACCCAAUCAGGCUAAUCAGCUGAGGAGAGGCAUAAAGGCAGCUGGAUGCGGCAGUUCGGGAGAGAGAGAGCGAGCCACACACAGCUGCCAUGUGUGCGUUUGUGUUUUGUGUCUUUAUGUUUUAAUGUUACAUUAUAUAUUACUUUUACUAUUCAGCUGGUUCCCGUUUCCUCCUCCUCACAACAUUAUAACUACAUAUACAUGCGCAGUUAAUCCAGAUACAAGAAAAAAAUAUUGAGGUAAAACAUACUUUUCUCAGUUGUUUCAAAGUCUUCACUGAAUUAUUGUUAGAUAUGAUGCAUUAAUAUAGAUUUGAUGCUGCCGGGUUCUGACCUAGACACAGAUCUGUUAUUAAAACAAAUAACUGAAAUAAAAUGAUUCAAUAAUUAUUAAGUUUAAAAUAAAAUAAUUUGGCCCGCAUAAAAUGGCAUUUAGUACAAACACGCCCAUGCCUAUUAAUUGACAUUAGUCAGCCAGAUGUAUUUUUGAAAUAGUUUAAAUACUUUUGGGGAUAUAUUAAAUAUUAAGAAUACAUUUAUUGAAAAGACAUUGUUUUAUAUAGGUUUCUGCAUACUUUGCUUGUUAUGAUUUCUAUGCUAAUAAUUUUUUAAUAGCUUAUCAUCACUUAUUUUGGUUGUGUUUUUCCAGACCAGGUCCCUUUUUUUCUUGAGAGAUCUGGUAACACUGCAACUGGUACAUCACCUACCCUUAGCACAGAGUACUGUCAUUUUAAAAAGAAAAUGUUUAAUUUCAUUCUAACCGGUUACCAACUGGAAAAGAGGCUGCGGAACGCUGGAACCGGAACAAAAUACAGUUUCUGCUCAGAACGAACUGAAAUGAAAAACAUUUCAUUUUUAGUCCCUGUUUCAAAGCAACCAGACAUACGAUUUUCACCUGGCGGACACUUUGCCAAUGUGGCAUUCAACAGCAACUGUAGCUGGACACGUUCCUGUGAAAUAAUUGUCAAGUUUCUA